Molecule: messenger RNA, 5309 nt
Organism: Chenopodium quinoa (quinoa)
Lineage: Eukaryota; Viridiplantae; Streptophyta; Magnoliopsida; Caryophyllales; Amaranthaceae
Product: nuclear pore complex protein NUP62-like
Exons: 6
Coding region: 2251-4092 (613 amino acids)
Biological process (GO): RNA export from nucleus; protein import into nucleus
Cellular component (GO): nuclear pore; nuclear pore central transport channel
Molecular function (GO): structural constituent of nuclear pore; phospholipid binding
Source: RefSeq, a predicted model, not a curated record
UAACCUUAUACUCUAAACCCUAAACCCGAAACCUUAACCUUAACCUUAAACCCUAAGCCCUAACCAUAAAGCUUCAACCUUAAACCAAAUCUAAACCUUACACUUUGAACCUUAACCAUAACCCUAACCUCGCCGAGGUCGGGGAACCGAAAGCACCAACUGUAGAUCAAGAGGUAGACUCAGCAUCUCGUUCACCACCAGCCUCAGUCAAGCUGAUGUGCUUGCCUAAGGCUAGCCUUAACCCUGAACUUUAAACCCUAAACAAGAACUUUAAUUUCUAACCUUCAAAAAUGUUUUCCUUUAUAAUCAGUGCCGGGGGUUAUUAUGUUGUUAUGAAUCUAUGAUUAUGGGGCCCUGUCCUGUUGAAUAUUUAGAGUGUUGAUGGUUGCGCGAUCGUGACCAUGAAGGAGCGCCCGCGCAAGUUAAGCGCGGCCGCGCAGAGAGCGCGCCUAAAUCGCGUACCUCUCUGGAAUUUAGAUCUUUGGAAGAGUAAGGUUGGCGCGCCCGCGCUGCUGGUCGCGCCUAAACCGCGCCCCCUUCUGCCUUCCUGUGGAAAUUUCGUAUAUCUGAUAAGGAGCGCCCACGCCACCCUGUUUUACGGUUUUCCUGACGGUUGAGUCUUUAUUAAAGGCUUGAUUUCGUAAAAGCUUUUACACUGAAGAAAUUAAUCUGUAUCUCUCCAAAGUAAUUCUCCACAAUUUUCUCUCAAACUUCUUGCAAACUUUUGUGAGAAAUCUCUUCCAAUUAAUCCAAUUUUGUGAAUUAGUCAUCUUCAAUUCGUUUCUUAUUGCAAAGAACAAUUGGCUGUCUUUUGUAUCUCAAAGAGUAUUUCCGGAUUGAACCCAAGCACCGUUGUGGGGGAAAUUAAACUCUUUAGGAAAGUGUUCGCACGCCUAAGACAGUGUAUCAAGGAUCAAGACUCAAGUGGUCAUUGUAUUUCUCAUGUUCAUGUUCGUUUUCAAAGGCUUGGAGUUGAGGCAAGUGUAAUAUCUUUCACAUUAGUGUUUUCUUUUGUAAUUUCAGAAUUACAUUGUAUAUUUGGUGUUUGGAUUGUAAUACUUUGGUUAGUAUUUGGAUUGUUGUAUAAUUUGAUAUUAAUUAUACACUGUUUAGGUUUUGUUCCCACAAUAUUAAGUAAUUCUUAUUGUCUUGAAUUACUGAAAACCUAACAUGUCCAACUUUUCAAAAUGAGUCCCUGUAUUCAAUGUGUAAAUUAAAUACUCGAUGAUUAUUAAACAAAACUACUCGUAUGGUACAUCAUUUAAUGUUUUUUUUUUUUAUUUAAUAUGAUAUUGAAGAAUUAGAUUUUGGGCCGACCACCCCUGACAGUGGGAGAUAAAGAGUUCGUUCAGUUUUGAUUUCCAAUAAAAUGGUCUCAGCUUGUACAAAUUAAACAAGACUAUAUUGACAUUAAACACAAAGACUUUAACCAAGACUCCAAUUGAGUUUUCUAUUAUCUUAAAAAAAAAACUAAUUAACCUAUAUCUAUAAUUUGGGGCCCUUGGAUUUAGGGGUCUUAAUUUGUCGACCAUGUCGCUUUACCCCAAAACCACAACUAUUCAAAAUAAAUGGAACCUAAAUUAAAAAUUCUUCGUCGUAAAAUCUUCGAAACUAUAUACUUAACCCCAAAACUUUAAAAUAAAUAAAUUUACUGUUGCUGCACUGUUAUCUAAAGCUCCAAAAUUAAAACCCCCCAAAUUCCCUCCUACCAUUGAAGGAGCUCGAACCACCUUCCACCAAAACCACCAUGUCCACCAUCAUCUUCUUUGUCUCCACCUUCCAACCACACCGUUUUUUUUUUUUGUUUCCACUGCUCUCGGCGGCUUUGCCGCUAAAUUAAACAAAAAACCCUAUAAAAAAGGUGAAAUUAAGGGGAUGUUAGCCUCAAAGGGAAUGAGUGUCACCUCCUCCAUUCUCGCUGCCCUUGAGUUUCAAUUUCUCCAUUGAAGUUUCUUCGAACUCCAUUCUCCAUUAAUGGUUUCUUCACGAAGCAAAUAACAACUAGUCGUGAAAUUCCAAAAUGACCUCUAUUAUUAAGUGUGAAAUGACGUAAAGACCCUUGCUAUAUUUUGCUUGUUUCUAUCGGAGAGACUUGGAUUUUCUCGCUUACAAUAAUAAUAAAAAAAAAACCCGUCGGAGCACCGCUGUCCAAAGCUACAAAAUCAAAACCCCCCAAAUUCCCUCCCCCGAAGAACUCAACUCUCUUUCUUCAAUCUCCAUUGAAACAGAAAAAGCUUGAGCAACCCAUCAAUGGCGGGAUUCACUGGUUUCUCCUUCACCAACACUUCUUCAACCUCCUCUUCUUCUUCCUCUCCCUCCCCAUUUUCUCUCUCCCCUUCCCCCUCUCCCUUCGCCGCUAACCCUACCUCCUCCGCCGCCCCCUCUCCUUCCCCCUUCAGCGCCUCCUCCACCCCCUCCUUCGCCGGAUUUUCCGCCUCCUCCGCCGCUUCCUCCGCCCCAUCACUCAGUUUCGGUGCCGCAUCUUCCUCCUCCGCUACCCCUUCAUUCGGGUUCGGAUCCUCCACUCCCGCAUUCGGGGUUGCAUCCUCUGCUACACCUUCCUCCUCCGCCGCCCCAUCACUCGGUUUCGGCGCCGCAUCCGGGUUCGGGUCUUCCUCCACUCCUUUAUUCGGGUUUGGAUCCUCUGCUACACCACCUUCCUCCUCCGCUGCAACUCCUGCCUUCUCUUUCUCUCCCGCCGCCGCUUCUACCACCUCCUCCGCUUCAACACCAUCUUCUUUCUUUGCGUCUGCUGCUUCUUCUUCUGCUGCAUCGUCGUCUUUCUUUGCGUCUGCUUCUUCUUCUGCUGCUGCACCGUCGUCUCUAUUUGGGUCGGCUUCUUCUGCUGCACCAUCGUCUCUAUUUGGGUCGGCUGCUUCUUCUUCUGCCGCACCGUCGUCUCUAUUUGCGUCGGCUUCUUCUUCUGCUGCAGCACCGUCGUCUCUAUUUGGGUCGGCUGCUUCUUCUUCAUCUGCUACUUCUACAGGUGCAUUUUCAUUCUUGAAUACUCAAACAGCAACAGCUUCAUCGCCUUCUACGGCGUUUCCCUUUACGCCACCGGCUUCGUCUGCUGCUGCCAGUACUAAUUCAUCAUCUUCAUUGUUCAAUUUCAACAACGCCGCCACCGCUUCGGCUUCGAAGCCGCUCUUUGGUGCCACUCCCACUCCUGCUACUCCCCCAUCUGCUGCCGCAACAACAUUGUUCUCAACUCCUACCACUACUGCUACUACAACCCCUUCUUCUCCCUUUGCUGCUGCUACUACAACCCCUGCUGCAUCAACUCAACCUCCUGCUGCUGCUGCUGCUACAUCAACUUCCCCAUCUGCAUUCACUGGCUUUUCACUGAAUUCAUCAUCUCAACCUGCUGCUACUGCUGCUGCAUCAACUGCUUCAUCUGCAUUCACUGGGUUUUCACUGAAUUCAUCAACUGUGGCGACACCAGCAGCUUCUGCUUCGGUUCCGGCUGCGGCUGCGGCUUCUCCAGCAGCAACUGCGUUUACUGGUUUUGGGGUCUCAUCUGGGUCUUCUUCCUUGAGCAAUGCUACUGCUUCGUUUCCGAGUUUUACUAUUCCUACAACUAAGGCUACUACCCCUGCUUUAGCUUCUCAAUCUCAGCCUCAGCAAACUGCUUCUACUAUUACUACCAGUACUGCUGCUGCUAGCACUGCUACUACUGCCCCUGCUACUGGCUUCCUGGCUACAACUUCUGUCUCAGCGGCCAUCUCCAGCUCUACAACAACUGCUGUACAAACAUCUUCUGUUGUUGCUGUAGCCUCAAGUAGUGGAACUACCUCUGCUGUGAGUACCCCUGUAACAUCUGCUCCCACCCCCAAGUUGCCCUCUGAGAUCACUGGAAAAACUGUUGAAGAGAUCAUCAAGGAGUGGAACUCUGAAUUACAAGACCGUACUAGAAAAUUCCAGAAGCAGGCUAAUGCAAUUGCUGAUUGGGACAAAAGAAUCUUGCAAAACCGAGAUGUACUUCUACGACUUGAGACCGAAGUAGCAAAAGUGGUUGAGACCCAAUCCAAUUUGGAAAGACAGCUGGAGUUAAUCGAGACUCAUCAACAAGAGUUACUAUCGGAGAAGGUUUAACUCAUAGAUAUUGAUUUCCUUGGAGCUUGCUUUGGUUUGAAUUCUCAAGGUUGGCUUCAUUGUUUACUGCUGCAUAUGAUAAGUUCUUAGGUAGGAACUAAUUUUGGUCCAAAUGUUUUCCUAUAAUUUUUCUUCAUACUAGCCAAUUUAAUAAGUGUACCUGAGAAUCUGUGAUAUGUGAUUUUCUUAAAUAGAAUAAGUGUCAACUCUGAAUUUCAGCAUUUUUCAUAUGCUUUUCUGCUCACAUGACCUUGAUUAAAUUACAGUUUAGCCUAUGGCUCGCCACGAGCUGAGCCAAACCACACAGCGACAUCUCUGUGCUUGGUUUGAUUAAACUUUAUAAUCAAUCUUGAACUUGUUACAAACUUUAAAAUCAUGUUCGAGUUUGGCUUUAAAAGAAUAAUCUAAAUUCGAGCCAAACAUAGAACAUCAGCGAAUGAACCAAGCUUGAACUUAACUUUAGCUGUAGAGUUCUGUUUGUCUCCAUCCCCAGUGCAACCCUUCAAACUGCUAAAACAAACCUUUGUUUCUUUUUGUAUCCGAUGGUGGCAUUCUCUUUUUGAAGGGGUGUGGGUGGGAUUUGUGCCUUUUUUUUUUUUUUUUUUUGGGGGGGGGGGGUGUCUUUUUAAGUUCACCUGUUAAAGAUUCACAGUGAGACGGCUGAGACCUACAGAAAGUUGAGCAUUGGCUCUUUAAAUUCUGUGUGGCUGUUUACAAGUCUGCAGGGAGCCGGGGAUGUUAUAUUAUGUACAGUUUAUAACUAUCUGCGAAAUGCAUACAAAGCUGUACGUAUGCAUUUUUCCACCGUCAGCUACAGAUUUCUCUUGUAUUUCUUUGAAGUGCAAAUUUUGUGUCGGGGUAAAUUUUAUUCUCUUUUACUUUUUUGAAACUCCACUAUUGUGUUGCUUAUGGAACUGUAUCAUAUCAUUGCUAGGGGUGGCAAUUCAGGUCAGCAAAUCGGGUUCGGGUCAGAUUUCGGGUUAUGCUUAGAAACUAUCAAAAAUUGUGUAAAACUUAAUAUUAUUACGAAAUAUGAAUUUUGGGUCAAAUCGGGUCGAUUUCGGGUUGUUUGGGUCAGGUUUCUCUCAGUAACUUCGGGUCGGGUUUGGGUCGUGUUAUCGGGUCGGGUCAGGGAUUGCCAGCCCUAAUAUUCAUUGCCCUAAACUCUAAAGACUAAAUCCACCCUUGUUUGCUCUUAUGUUACUUUAUGUUUUGGA